CCGCUCUCUUGAUUCUUCCUCUUCUGUCUCAAUCUCCUACUCUCUUGCUAUAGCUAUGACGAAUUCCACCCAUACGGUGAAUUUCUCUACCCCGAGAGGGUUUUCGACUACCUUCAAAUCUGAUUGCAAAGAAACCUUCUUCCCUGACGAUCCGUUUCGUAAGUUAAAGGAUGGCAAGCCUUUGGUUAGAGCCAAGAAGGCAAUCCAAUACUUCAUCCCAUUGUUUGAGUGGUUACCCAAAUACAAUCUAAGGUUGCUUAGAUAUGAUUUGCUUGCUGGUAUCACCAUUACUAGCCUUGCAAUCCCUCAAGGAAUCAGCUAUGCAAAACUCGGUGAUCUUCCUUCCAUUAUCGGCCUCUAUUCGAGCUUUAUACCGCCUUUUGUUUAUGCCAUCUUCGGGAGUUCAAAGCACCUUGCGGUGGGAACAGUGGCAGCAUGCUCAUUGCUUAUAUCUGAAACCAUUGGAGCCAAAGUAUCACCAAAAGAUGAUCCCACAUUGUAUCUUCACUUAGUUUACACAGCCACUUUCUUCACCGGAAUUUUCCAGACAGCUUUAGGCUUUUUGAGGCUGGGAAUUUUGGUGGAUUUCUUAUCACAUUCUACAAUCACUGGUUUCAUGGGAGGGACUGCCAUCAUAAUUUGCCUGCAACAAUUGAAGGGCGUCUUUGGUUUAAAGCAUUUCACAACUCACACUGAUGUGGUUUCGGUUCUGCAUACAAUUUUCAGCAACAGAAAAGAGUGGAGGUGGCAGAGUGCUGUUGUGGGUAUAAUCUUCCUUUGUUUCCUCCAAUUCACUCGAUACCUGAGGCAAAGAAAACCAAAGCUAUUUUGGGUAUCAGCUAUGGCUCCAAUGGUCGUUGUUGUGGUUGGUUGUCUUUUUGCAUUUUUUGCCCACGCAGAGAAACAUGGAAUCCAAAUUGUUGGUGACUUGAAGAAGGGACUAAAUCCUCCCUCUAUUCAAUAUUUGAACUUCGAUCGCCGCUAUCUUCCAGUAACUGUGCGGGCUGGUCUUGUCACUGGGCUUAUUGCAAUGGCUGAAGGGAUAGCAAUAGGACGGAGCUUCGCCAUAAUGCAAAAUGACCAAACUGAUGGGAACAAGGAAAUGAUAGCCUUUGGUUUCAUGAACAUUAUUGGAUCUUUCACUUCGUGCUACUUGACAACAGGGCCAUUCUCAAAAACAGCUGUGAACUUCAACGCUGGGUGCAGGACAGCAAUGUCCAAUGUAGUCAUGGGAUUUUGCAUGAUGUUAACACUGCUGUUCUUGGCUCCUCUCUUCAGUUAUACACCUCUGGUAGCCCUAUCUGCUAUUAUCAUGUCUGCAAUGUUUGGAUUAAUCAACUACGAGGAGAUGAUUCACCUCUUUAAAGUUGACAAAUUCGAUUUUUGCAUCUGCAUGGCGGCCUUCCUUGGUGUUAGUUUCAUAAGCAUGGACGUCGGGCUCAUGCUUUCUGUGGGACUUGCUUUACUAAGAGCACUUUUGUACGUGGCAAGGCCCGCUUCCUGUAAGCUAGGAAAAAUUCCAAACUCAUAUUUGUACCGAGACACAGAGCAAUAUCCGGGUUCAACAACGAUGCAAGGAAUUCUUGUUCUUCAACUUGGUUCCCCAAUUUAUUUUGCAAAUUGCUCCUAUAUAAAAGAAAGGAUUCUGAGAUAUAUUCAGGAGGAACAAGGCAUUUCAGAUUCUAAAAGUGAUGUUAUUGAGCAUCUUUUACUGGACUUAUCAGGAGUUUCAUCCAUUGACGUGACAGGGAUUGAAACAUUUACCGAACUACGUAGAAUCUUGGAAGGAAAGCAUAUCAAGUUAGCAAUAAUAAACCCCAGGAUUGAAGUUCUAGAGAAAAUGACAUUAGCGAAAUUCGUAGAUGCCAUUGGCAAGGAAUCUUUCUUCUUGUCUGUUGAAGAUGCAAUCCAAAGCCGUCAAUUUUCACUUGGUAGUAAUGUGAAAGAAACGGAAGGAUCCUCAAACAAUGAAGACGCUGCUUAAAAUAUACUGGUUUUAUGCCUAUUAAUCAUCGAUUAGCUGCAUAAAUCCAUGGCAGUUUUCCAGGUCCCGAUUUCGACAAAAAAGGGGUUAAUGAUAUGAGGAUGCAGUUAUGUUUUUUUCUGUUUACUGGCGGGGAAAACAAAGAAAAAGGUGCCAUAUUCAUUUAACAGAGGAUUAUCUCGUGAAUUUCUCUCAUGCUAGUGUGAUUGAAGUAGGCCAAGUUGUUGGUAUGUAAAUGAUGAGAGAUUCAAGAGACAAUCCUCUGUUAAAUGAAUAUGAUCAUUUUUGUAUCUCCCUCUUCUUCUUUUUCACGUUUUUCCGUCUCUUCAGCUUGUAAUUUGAUCAUAUUUUUGAGUUAGAGGAUGUAGCUCAUGUAAAUGUACCGUGCUAAUAAAGAUCAACCAGAUCCUUUCUUUUAAU
This is a messenger RNA of Theobroma umbraticum, 2404 nucleotides long. RefSeq names its product sulfate transporter 3;5 (gene SULTR3;5). Gene Ontology annotation, biological process: transmembrane transport. The record is from RefSeq and is a predicted model, not a curated record. Lineage: Eukaryota; Viridiplantae; Streptophyta; Magnoliopsida; Malvales; Malvaceae. Gene Ontology annotation, cellular component: membrane.